This is a messenger RNA of Solanum pennellii, 450 nucleotides long. RefSeq names its product AT-hook motif nuclear-localized protein 10-like. The transcript is spliced from 5 exons. NCBI's taxonomy places the organism in Eukaryota, Viridiplantae, Streptophyta, Magnoliopsida, Solanales, Solanaceae. Gene Ontology annotation, molecular function: minor groove of adenine-thymine-rich DNA binding. The record is from RefSeq and is a predicted model, not a curated record. The coding region runs from base 1 to 450 and encodes 149 amino acids.
AUGGAUUCUCAAAAGACAUCUGUUGGUGCUAAAAUCAUUCAAACUUCAUCGAAUCAUGGAGAACUUUUUGGUGUAGUUGGUAAGGCGCAGGGACCUAUGAAAAUUUGUGUUCAUUCUGCAACGGGUGGCAUACGUAACGUCGCCCUCCAAGAGUCUGCAACGGGUGGUGGCAUUGUGACAUAUGAGGGUCAAUUUUUCAUCAUCUCAUUAUCAGGGUCAGUCAUGUUGUCAAAAAGUAGUAGAACAUGUGACCUUAGCGUGAUGUUAUCUAGGUCGGAUCAUAUUGUUCUUGGAGGUUGCGUUGCUGGAAAGCUCAUAGCUGCUACUCCGGUACAGGUGGUUCUGAGUAGAUUUAUUCCCGAAAAGGAAAAGCGCGAGUCUAAGGGUGAUGAUGAUGCUCCCAAGGAUAUUCGAAUCGUUGAUCCCUCCCGUAGCUGUGUAGGCAAUUGA